This is a messenger RNA of Cetraspora pellucida, 1212 nucleotides long. The record is from the annotation of a GenBank genome assembly. Lineage: Eukaryota; Fungi; Glomeromycota; Glomeromycetes; Diversisporales; Gigasporaceae.
AUGGUUGUAAAUGCCAUAAUGGUUUCCAGAGAUUCUAAUAAUUCAAAAUUUGGAUGUCCGCAAACAGGUGUUUGGAAAUUUUUUGAAAGAGGUCAAUCUAAAGAUGAUGCACAUCUUGCUAAUAGUUGUAAAAAAGUUCCUAAAGAGUGGCGGUAUCAUUUUAAUAAUAUUAUAGUUAAUAAUUUAGAAGAUAUUCCAACUGAUGAACCUAUAUCAAAUGCUAGUUCAUCUUUAGUUAAACAAAAAAAUAUAGCCAAACAACCUGGGUUAACUAAUUGGUAUGAUUCUAUAAAAAUUAAAACACCUAUGCAAUCAUUAAUUGACAAAGCUAUUUUAUUAGCUUUUCUUCUAAAUCCUGGUUAUAAUAUUCCAUCACGUGAGGUUCUCUCAGGACACUUAUUAGAUUCAGAACUUGCAAAAGUUAUUCACAAAGUUGAUGGAAUUUUAAAAUAUACAAACAACCUUACUAUCGAUCUUGAUGGUUGGACUGCUCCUAAUGAUCCUGUUAUUUUAACAAUACUUUGUGGUCGAGGCUUUUUUACUAAUUUGCAAUAUCUUUCAGAUGUUUUAUUUCCAAUCAAAGAAGCAAUUUUGGCAGUUGAGGCAAAUCGUUCUACACUUGCUGACUGUUAUAUUAAUUUAGUAAAAAUUGCUGCAGCAAUUCAAAAUCUUGCUAUUGAUGAAUAUAAAGGAUUUCACAAUGAAUCAUAUAAAGGUCUUGGAUUAAAGUUUGAUACAUUUCCUUUUAUUGCAAAUUAUGCUAGAAAAUUAUGGCAACAAAUGACAUUAGGAUGGAUUUAUAGAAAGCAUCAAACUAGAUUAAAUAUAGAUCAGUUAGAAGAAUUAGCAAAAAUUUAUCAGUUUAAUUUAUCAAACUCUAUAGAACAACUUCAUCAUACUCAAACCGCAGAAAUAAAUCCUGAAAUAAUGACAAAUAUUGCUGAAACUGUUUUUAAAGAGUUUGAAGAAGAAACAUUAAUAGAAGAUGAUGAUAUUGAAAUGCUUAAUCCUGCUAAAAACCUUUAUCCAAAUAAACAAGAUUUAGACUUAAGCAUUUCAGCUUCUAUUGAUUUUAAAUCUUUAGUUUUUAUGUUCUCUAAUAGUUAUGAAAGUAGGAAUUUUAAUGAAAUCGAAUCUGAUAAUGAUAUACAAGAAGGUAAGUAUAAUGUUGACAAAAUUGUUGCUGCAGAAUUAAAUUACAGUUCACAUUAA